Lactuca virosa is the source of this 615-nucleotide messenger RNA. Lineage: Eukaryota; Viridiplantae; Streptophyta; Magnoliopsida; Asterales; Asteraceae. The record is from the annotation of a GenBank genome assembly.
AUGGAUUCUGUCAUUCCCGACAUCCUAACAAAGUCCAUUGGUCUUACCCCUUUAUCCUCUGAAAGUACUCAUAACAAGCCUCUACCAGUUCCUCCAAACUCGUCAUCGAAAGGGGCUUCUGGUGCCGAUCCUCUUGGGGAUCACAAGCAUGGAUUUCGACCUUCAGAUUCUACGGAUACUAGUGGUAUUCCUCCCCUAUCUUCUCCUAAGAAAAUGUAUUCAAUUUCAUCCUUUCCUAAGGCUCCUCUAGUAUCUUUAGAAGCCAUAGUCCGCCCGACCCCGAUUCAAUCAGAUUCCUUGGUUAUUUCUACUAAACUAAUCCCUAGUGGUUCAGACGCCAUGGUUCAUCUUUGUAGGGGUCAUCUUGCAAAGCUUAUGUUUCUUCAGUGGCUAUUCAACUCUUUUGCUCCCCCGACUUCUGAUCCCCCAGCUUCUACCGCCGCUCUAGUUGUUACUCCAGUUGUUUCGAUAUCUACUGAGGCUCCAUCAGAUCUUGCUAAUGUUAUUAACCUAGACUCCCUGAUUCCUGAUAUGGAUGUGACAUAUGUUAAUUCCGCCGGACCUCUCCCUGGUUCCUCUUCUUCUGAGCUUUUGCCUCCUCCAAAAAACGGGUAA